AGAACACCUCCUCUUCGAAUUCCUAUGCUAGCGAACACCAUGUCGAAGCUAUUCCAGCCUAUACAGCUGGGGAAUAUGAAGCUGCAGCAUCGCAUCGUAUUGGCUCCACUCACUCGCUUCAGAAAUACGGCCCAGGGCGUACCUCUCGAUAUCUCGACCGAAUACUAUACGCAACGAGCUUCAACUCCAGGCACGUUCCUAAUCUCCGAAGGAACUUGGAUCGCACCAAGAGCGGGUGGUUGGGAACACGUCCCUGGAAUAACGACGAACGAGCAAAUCAAUGCAUGGAAAAAGAUAGUUGAUUCCGUCCACGCAAAAGGCAGUUUCAUCUACCUUCAGCUUGGAACUGCAGGAGCCUACGCUUUCCCAGAUAUCAUUACAGCCCAAGGCUUCCCAUUCGUAAGCUCUGGGUCGAUCCCGCUACCGAACCGUGAAGGCCCUUCUCCACGCCCACUCACGAUCCCGGAGAUUCAAGAGUAUUUCGAACUUUACGCCACGGCCGCAAGGACCGCGGUCGAAGUCGCUGGAUUCGAUGGUGUGGAGAUACAUGGAGCUGUCGGAUUGAUCGACCAAUUCUUGAAAAGCGAUAUGAAUAACAGGACGGACGAGUAUGGUGGCGACGUCGAGGGUCGGUGCAAGUUUGCGUUGGAGGUCGUCGACGCGAUAGCCAAAACUGUCGGUCCAAGAAAGGUCGGAUUGAGGAUCGCUCCUUGGAUGAGCCACUAUGGCAUUCCAUCUUCUGACGUUGUCUCGACCUUCGAACAUCUCGUCACUUCUGUGAAGGAGAAAUACCCGGACCUUGCUUACCUUCACGUUAUCGAGCCCAGAGUCCAACCCUCCGCUGGAGAGAUUGUGAUUAAGCCAACCAUAGAGAGCAACGACUUCGUUAGAGACAUCUGGGGAGCGGAAUCGUACAUUGCCGCUGGCGGAUUUAACCGUGAAGAGGCUAUCGAGACUGCCGACAAGAAGGGAGGACUCGUCGCCUUAGGUCGCUUUUUCAUUGCCAACCCCGAUCUCCCUCGUAGGUUCCGGGAAAAUCUUCCAUUGAACAAAUACGACCGUUCGACCUUCUACGUUCCCGGCGAAAGUCCAGCGGGCUACAUUGAUUACCCAUUUUAUGAGCAGAACGAAGGGAUUUCCGCCUGAGUGGGUUUAUCUGAACGAGCAUUUCCCAGAGUGUAAUAUGACUAUAUAGACCUAUGCUGCCCUCAAACUGCCAGUGGUCGAUUGAAA
Molecule: messenger RNA, 1233 nt
Organism: Stereum hirsutum FP-91666 SS1
Lineage: Eukaryota; Fungi; Basidiomycota; Agaricomycetes; Russulales; Stereaceae
Product: FMN-linked oxidoreductase
Exons: 5
Coding region: 25-1146 (373 amino acids)
Molecular function (GO): FMN binding; oxidoreductase activity
Source: RefSeq, a predicted model, not a curated record